Molecule: messenger RNA, 1332 nt
Organism: Symbiodinium sp. CCMP2592
Lineage: Eukaryota; Dinophyceae; Suessiales; Symbiodiniaceae
Source: the annotation of a GenBank genome assembly
AUGACCCACACAAAAGGGGUUGGAGAUAUGGAAAACAAGAUUCAACCGAAAGGUUCCGCGCAACUGUCGAUUAAUGGCGAGACCUAUGACCUGCCUGUGUAUGGCGGCUCGCUGGGUCCGGACGUGAUCGACAUCCGCGCGCUGUACAAGAAUGCGGGCGUUUUCACCUUUGACCCCGGCUUCACCUCCACCGCGUCAUGCGAAAGCCAGAUCACCUAUAUCGAUGGCGAUGAAGGCACGCUUCUGUAUCGCGGUUAUCCGAUCGAUCAGCUGGCCGACAACGCCAGCUUCAUCGAAGUGGCCUAUCUGCUGCAAAACGGUGAGCUGCCGAACGCCAAGGAACUCGAAGAGUUUGACUGGACGAUCCGCCGCCACACCAUGCUGCAUGACCAGUUCGACCAGUUCUUCCGCGGCUUCCGCCGUGACGCCCACCCGAUGGCGAUCAUGGUCGGAACGGUUGGCGCGCUGUCGGCCUUCUAUCAUGACUCCACGGACGUCAAUGACCCGCAGGCCCGCCUGAUCGCGUCCCACCGCAUGAUCGCCAAGAUGCCGACCAUCGCGGCGCGCGCCUACAAAUACCACAUCGGCCAGCCCUUCGUGGCGCCGCAGAACGAUCUCGACUAUGCGUCGAACUUCCUGCAGAUGUGCUUUGCUGUCCCGGCGGAAAAAUACGAGGUGUCCCCGACCCUCGCCCGCGCCAUGGACAAGAUCUUCACCCUGCACGCCGACCACGAACAGAACGCGUCGACCUCGACCGUGCGUCUGGCCGGCUCUUCGGGCGCCAAUCCGUUCGCCUGCAUCGCAGCCGGCAUCGCCUCGCUGUGGGGCCCGGCCCAUGGCGGCGCGAACGAAGCGGCUCUGAACAUGCUGCGUGAGAUCGGCUCGGUGGACAAUAUCCCCGAAUAUGUCGCGAAAGCCAAAGACAAGAACGAUCCGUUCCGUCUGAUGGGCUUUGGUCACCGCGUGUACAAGAACUAUGACCCGCGCGCCAAGGUGAUGCGCGAGACCUGCCACGCCGUGCUUGACGAGCUGGGCGUGCGCAAUGAUCCGCUGCUGGCUGUCGCCAUGGAGCUGGAGAAGAUCGCGCUUGAGGACGAGUACUUCGUCGAGAAGAAGCUCUAUCCGAACAUCGACUUCUAUUCGGGCAUCACCCUGAAGGCGAUGGGCUUCCCGACCGAGAUGUUCACCGUGCUGUUCGCCCUGGCCCGCACCGUCGGCUGGAUCGCGCAAUGGUCGGAAAUGAUCGAGGAUCCGAGCCAGAAGAUCGGUCGUCCGCGUCAGGCCUUCACCGGCGCGACGCAGCGCGAUUUCGUGGCGAUCGACAAGCGCUAG